Molecule: messenger RNA, 708 nt
Organism: Penicillium griseofulvum
Lineage: Eukaryota; Fungi; Ascomycota; Eurotiomycetes; Eurotiales; Aspergillaceae
Exons: 2
Coding region: 1-708 (235 amino acids)
Source: RefSeq, a predicted model, not a curated record
AUGAUCGGACUUCUAGCCAUCACAGCUAUCCCAACGGUCACGGGUGUAUCCCUCGCUUCCAGCGAGCAGCGCAAAGCAAACCAGCGCAAAGAAGAGGCCCGUCGCAUGGUGAAGUUCAACAUCGUAGCAGAAUGCGAUGGGGACACAGAUGACGACCGCGAGUUAAACGGGAUGGUUGUUGUCGUAAGAGACGAGAAGGUCUACCUUGCCGAUCCAGAUCCCGCCAAACGCAAUCCGCCAGCUUUCACAGCCCUGGCUUUCUAUAUAGAGUACCCAGAACCAGAAGAAUUAAAAUAUCUCAAGCGGGAGCGCGGCUUCGGGCUCCCAACUUACGUCCAAGACAACCCACCCCUUCUGAACUGGAUCUAUGCAGAUACCGAAACGCAUGAGUUGCGGUACGGGAAUCGAUCACAGAGUGUGGAACAGCUGGUCGAGCCGUGGGACUGGUGUAAGAAUGAGAAGAUCAUUUCCCUGCAAGGGAAGCAAAAUGCUUUCAUUGCGGUUGAAGAGGAGGAGGGUGAAUGGGCGCUUUAUUAUGAUCGUGAUGGCGACGAGCUUGCGCGCGUUCUUGAGGAGCAGGGUAUGCUGGAUUGCGCUUUUGUGCCUGUCAAGCUGGUGAGGAAGGUUGUUGAGGAGAAACCACCGCCACCUCCUACUGCUCAGCCUGCUGCUCCCCAAGGCCAAGCGAAUGGUCAGAGUCAAAAGUAG